Molecule: messenger RNA, 1218 nt
Organism: Funneliformis geosporum
Lineage: Eukaryota; Fungi; Glomeromycota; Glomeromycetes; Glomerales; Glomeraceae
Source: the annotation of a GenBank genome assembly
AUGACUUCUGAACAAGUUUUAGAUAGCGGUGAUUUAGAUAAUUUAAAGGUUGAAUAUAUUAUAUAUGUUUCUUUUUAUAAAGAAGGAGUUCCGGAAAGUCAAGUGGAAAAUUCAGACUCUUUAUUUAAUGAACUACAAAAUUCUUUUGGAGAUAGAAAAAUAGAAGAUCCGGAAACUUCUUCCAAUACUUCGAAUGAAUUUACUCCUUCCGAAAUAGAAGGGAUAGAGGUUUGGGAUGAAAAAAUAACCAAUUAUGAAACCAAGAUCAGAGAUCUAAUAUCUUUAGAAAUCGAACUUUGGAAAAAGGUUUUUGAGGCGAGGAUGGAAAUUUAUCGAAAUAGAGAUAAAAAAAUUAUUAGAAAACCAAAAAGGGGAAGAGUCAAAAUGCUUAGUCGGUCAACCAAGUUAAGCAAUAAACCUUUAAUAGAAACAAACGAGGAAACAAAUUUAACCGAAACUCCCCCUCGACCUCUUAUCCCUAACCCAUUUUAUUAUUUAAAAAAACAUUGGGGCAAGGCAAUUGCUUUCAGUCUAGGAUAUUUAGCUAAUCAACCAACUUGUUCAGUCCAUGACUUACAAUCAACUAAUUCUACUAAUCAAUUAGCACCAAAUAACAGUGAUUUAAUUAACUUUAAUUCUACUUGUUCUUGUCAAGAGACAGUUUUAGAAACUUCUCCCAUUCUUAAACAAACCGAAGAACAAAUACUUAGUUACAAAGGAAGCAAAUCCAAAAAUAUCCAUAAGAAAAGUAAUCCUAAACGACCCAGUGUUACCCUUGCUAAAUAUAAAGAGUUAGAACAGAAACAUAAUGCUACUUUGACCCAGUUAGAGAAAACUGAAUUAGCCCGAGAUAAAUUAAAUACUACUUUGACUGAAAAAGAUUUAUUAAUCGCCAUUCCUCAAACCAACUUAACUACUUUGGAACUGGAACGCGAUAAAGUUGUUAGAGAAAGAGAUAAUCGCCCUAAUAUUACCUUGACAGAAUAUGAUAAUUUAGUCAAGCAAAUCAAUAAUUUAACUACUGAAUAUGAUGAUUAUCGCAAAAUCUAUAAAUUUAACGAAACUGAUUUACAAAAUGCUCUCCAAGCAAACGACCAAUAUUUAGACUCUAUUACUAAUAAAGAGGAUAAAAUUAAAGCAUUAACUAUUAAGUUAGAAAAUAAAGAAUCAGAUUAUAAAAAGAAUGUCACUGAAUUAGAUAAUACUGCUAAUGAAUGA